Mauremys mutica (yellowpond turtle) is the source of this 1449-nucleotide messenger RNA. It is a transcript of the gene UBB, whose product is annotated as ubiquitin B. Gene Ontology annotation, cellular component: cytoplasm; nucleus. The record is from RefSeq and is a predicted model, not a curated record. Lineage: Eukaryota; Metazoa; Chordata; Testudines; Geoemydidae. The transcript is spliced from 2 exons. The coding region runs from base 157 to 1302 and encodes 381 amino acids. Gene Ontology annotation, molecular function: ubiquitin protein ligase binding; protein tag activity. Gene Ontology annotation, biological process: protein ubiquitination; modification-dependent protein catabolic process.
UGGAGUCAGCAGUGUUAUAAAUAGGAGCGGGUGAGGCGUGAGCCGUGUAGUUCACCACCAUCACCAGGCUGUAUUGUUGUGAACGAGAGCGGUCGACAGGUGAAUUUUCAAGCUUUCCAUAACAAGUGUCCAAGCCGCGCGAGGUUAACGUUCAAGAUGCAGAUCUUUGUGAAGACCCUGACCGGGAAGACCAUCACCCUAGAGGUUGAGCCCAGUGACACUAUUGAGAAUGUCAAGGCUAAGAUCCAGGACAAAGAAGGCAUCCCACCUGAUCAGCAGAGGCUGAUCUUUGCUGGCAAGCAGCUGGAAGAUGGCCGCACCCUGUCUGACUACAACAUCCAGAAGGAGUCAACCCUCCAUCUUGUGCUGCGUCUGAGAGGUGGUAUGCAGAUCUUUGUGAAGACCCUGACCGGCAAGACCAUCACCCUAGAGGUUGAGCCCAGUGACACUAUUGAGAAUGUCAAGGCUAAGAUCCAGGACAAAGAAGGCAUCCCACCUGAUCAGCAGAGGCUGAUCUUUGCUGGCAAGCAGCUGGAAGAUGGCCGCACCCUGUCUGACUACAACAUCCAGAAGGAGUCAACCCUCCAUCUUGUGCUGCGUCUGAGAGGUGGUAUGCAGAUCUUUGUGAAGACCCUGACUGGCAAGACCAUCACCCUAGAAGUUGAGCCCAGUGACACUAUUGAGAAUGUCAAGGCUAAGAUCCAGGACAAAGAAGGCAUCCCACCUGAUCAGCAGAGGCUGAUCUUUGCUGGCAAGCAGCUGGAAGAUGGCCGCACCCUGUCUGACUACAACAUUCAGAAGGAGUCAACCCUCCAUCUUGUGCUGCGUCUGAGAGGUGGUAUGCAGAUCUUUGUGAAGACCCUGACUGGCAAGACCAUCACCCUAGAGGUUGAGCCCAGUGACACUAUUGAGAAUGUCAAGGCUAAGAUCCAGGACAAAGAAGGCAUCCCACCUGAUCAGCAGAGGCUGAUCUUUGCUGGCAAGCAGCUGGAAGAUGGCCGCACCCUGUCUGACUACAACAUCCAGAAGGAGUCAACCCUCCAUCUUGUGCUGCGUCUGAGAGGUGGUAUGCAGAUCUUUGUGAAGACCCUGACCGGGAAGACCAUCACCCUAGAGGUUGAGCCCAGUGACACUAUUGAGAAUGUCAAGGCUAAGAUCCAGGACAAAGAAGGCAUCCCACCUGAUCAGCAGAGGCUGAUCUUUGCUGGCAAGCAGCUGGAAGAUGGCCGUACCCUGUCUGACUACAACAUUCAGAAGGAGUCAACCCUCCAUCUUGUGCUGCGUCUGAGGGGUGGCUGUUAGUUAUUGUGGACCUUGCUUUACAUUAUUGCUAAUAGCAUUUGUUUUUGCACUGUAGCCCUUUAAUGUCUUACAAUAUUAAGUUAAAUACAAGUUGCAGAAACUGCUGAACAGUCUGUGAAUGCUAAUAAAGAUUUUUGUUGCACAUUA